UAGGCAAGCUUAAUGCCUUUGCAAACAGAGAGCGCGCAGCGGCCGCUUCUCGGAGGCAGCUGGCGGAGGCAGCCGGAGAACAAACCGCCCAGAUCGCGCUAGAAAUGUCUACGGCCGCGGACUUCCUUGCCUGCCCUUCCCGAAGCGCUCGCUUCCUCCGCCUUUAAAAGUUCUACUUUCUCGCCCUUCCGCCCACCUUCGGCCCCAGCAGCCCCGCCAUCGCGAGGUGGGGGAGGCGGCGCGGCUGGAGGAGGAUCGGCGAGAGAAAGUUGCGGCAACUUUGCGGCGGAGGCUGAGACAGGACGGCGGAGAGAGGAGCGGCGAUUCCUUCUUGGCGGCCGAGACGAUCGCUCUCCCCCCCCCCCUUUGCGGGCAGCGAAGCAGCGGCCGGUGCCCGGGAGAAUCCCGCGGGGAAUCCGGAAGGAAAAGCGGGGAGCAGGCGGAGGGGAGGAGCGCCCGGCUUCCUCGGCGGAUUCCCAGGGCAACUCGGCCAUGGCAGGCGGGGAAGGGCGCCUCCUCGGCUUCUCCCAGUAGCUGGGGAAUUUGCACCGAGCGAAGCGGACAGGGUGCCGGCCGAGCGGCACCUCGGCCGGUUUGGAGGGAAAGAGAGGAGCCGUCCUGGGACGGGACGCCGCCGUGUUGGGCUACCUUUGAAAAACUGGAUUGACUUGGCCCCGGAUUGAGCCGCAGCUUCCCCGACGUCGCCCGGCCCCUCGGCCUGAUCGAAGGUCGGCUUCCUCCGCUUCUCGUUGCUCGCGGAGGCGGCGCUCUCGUCUGGGCGGCUGUCGAACACCUUUCCCCCGCUGGGAGCAAGGCAGAGACCGGGCGGACUUGAGUUUUAAAGGGAACUUUUUGCUACCUUCGCCUUUCCCUGAAGGGCGCGGGGCGGAGAGCCUCGACGGCAGAGGAGCGGAGGCCAAGACGACGGUGCGAGGAUCGCCCCCCGCCCGCGAGGAGGAGGAGGAGGAGGGUGGGGGAGGCAACUUCGGAUCCGGCCCCGCAGCCACCAUUGAUUUCCUGCGGGUGGCUCGCAGCGACGGGCUGGGCGCUGCUGCCGCCGCCGCCGCCGCCGCUGCCGCUGCGGGCAUGGCCAAGCCGGCGGACCACGUGAAGCGGCCCAUGAACGCCUUCAUGGUCUGGUCGCGGGCGCAGCGGCGCAAGAUGGCCCAGGAGAACCCCAAGAUGCACAACUCGGAGAUCUCCAAGCGGCUGGGCGCCGAGUGGAAGCUGCUGAGCGAGGCCGAGAAGCGGCCCUUCAUCGACGAGGCCAAGCGCCUGCGGGCCAUGCACAUGAAGGAGCACCCGGACUACAAGUACCGGCCGCGGAGGAAACCCAAGACGCUCCUCAAGAAGGACAAGUUCGCCUUCCCGGUGGUCUCCUACGGCUUGUCCGACGUCGGCGACCCCCACGUCCACCCCCUCGGGCCGCAUCACCCGGCGCUCAAAGCCGGCGCCCUCCACGGCCACGAAGCCCUCCUGUCCAACCCGGAGAAAGCCGCCGCCGCCGCUGCGGCCGCCCGCGUUUUCUUUCCUCCCUCCGCCGCGGCGGCUGCAGCAGCCGCCGCAGCCGCUGCUGCGGGCAGCCCUUACUCGCUGCUCGACCUGGGCUCAAAGAUGGCAGAGAUCUCGACCUCGGCGGGCUCCGGCGGCGGUUCAGCGGCUGGACUGCCCUACGCCGCCUCCUCGCUGGCUUACCCGACGGCUGGAGGCGCUUUCCAUGCCGCCGCAGCUGCAGCGGCCGCCGCCGCGGCCAACGGAGGCCACAGUCAUUCGCACCCGUCCCCCGGCAACCCCGGCUACAUGAUCCCCUGCAACUGCAGCGGCUGGCCCAGCCCGGGACUCCAGCCGCCCCUGGCCUACAUCCUGCUGCCUGGCAUGGGCAAACCUCAACUGGACCCUUACCCGGCGGCGGCCUACGCCGCGGCCCUAUGACAAUCAGCCCCCUGAUGAGGAGCCCGGGGCCGAGAAGAGCUGGGCGGCCCUCGCGGGGCCCGGACUGCAGGCGCAAGGAGAGAGCGCAGGCCGUCAGUCCUGCCUGGCUCCCCGCGAGAAACCCGCAGCCUGGCGCUUGGCUCGCCCUCUCUGCAGCUCCUGAGACGGGAACCCACGUCGGUGAUCUCCCGGCUUAACUCCCCGCUACGGCUGGAGGGGCCUAGAAGUCGCUGCUUCCUCGAUCUUUCCUUUCCGGGAAGAUCCCGCCUUGCCAACCGCAAGACCCGCUUCCGACGACCUUGGGUGUUGCUUUGCUUUCCGUUCCAUGACCCCCCCCCCACAUGCCCGCUUUCGUCUCCUCUCUCCUUCGCUCCCCCCGCCCCAACACACGUCCUAUCCUGACCCGCAGUUCCGAGUAUAUGCUAGCCAGGUUCCCCCCCUCUUCCCCCAGUCCCGACGUAUUCACGAGGUUUUCUUUUCAUAUCUGGAUGCUACUGAGCAAAAAGAGUUUGCAUCGCCACCCCGCCCGUACCUACAAGACAGAGAAGUUAGUAAGGGAGGCGCUUCACUCUCCCCAGAAGAGAAAACGGCUGCUCCCCUUCCUCCUGCCAUCCGCGCAUCUCACCUGAAGUUUGUAAAGUGUAUACCUGUCCGUGAGAACUUUAGUCUAAGGCUAUAUUAUUUGAAAACUCUGGGUUUGGGUUUUGGCUGUCAUCCUACGCCCACGUUGGCUCGAUGCUGCUAGGUCUGGCUGCCUUCAAAGAGACUUGCUUCCGAGCAGACGAAGGAAGGGCGGGGGGGAUAAAAUCCGUAAGGCUCACCCUCCCGUCUCAAGUCAGAUUCAGACGGCUGCGAAUCAGUCCAAACUGCGAGUCACUUUUCCCUGUUGCCAUUUGAGUUCGAGGCUUUUCUUUCCUUUUUUUUUUAAAAAAAAAAUCGGACUUCCCACUUGAGGGAAAUAAUAUAUUUAUUAUGAUGUCACUGUAUCUCAGUCCUGCGUGUUCAAGACAAAACACCUACCCCUUUUUUCCCUCUCCCUAACUCCAUCACCUUAAAAAAAAAAAAAUCCGGGUGUUCUCAUUGUGAUUGGCAGUCGCUCCGCUUGGGUGGGUGGGAGAAAUCUUUAUUUUUUUAACAAAAGCAUAAAUAUUCAGUUGCAAAUAAUGAAUUUUUUUGGAGGAGGAAUCGAGCUCAUUUUAAACAAAUUCCCUCCAUCGCAGCAAUUUUCUUUUACUUUUGUAAUGUGUAUAUUUGGAUUAAUGUUUGUGAAAUUCAACUUGCUUAAACAGUACUUAGGGAUUCUUUCUUUCAUUCUUCUUUUCUUUCUCCUUCUGUAAUAUAAAGUUUUUUGAAGAAAAGAAAAAGGUUUUUUUUAAGUAUUGGUUUUAACAUUUGACGUGUAUAAAUGAGUUUUGCUGGUGUGCUCUAAUUUAAAAUUAGACGUCUAAACUAUAUCUGUACAAUUUAGACUCCGACUUACCACUCUGUUCAUUUUGGAACAAAGAGUUUAAA
Molecule: messenger RNA, 3444 nt
Organism: Thamnophis elegans (Western terrestrial garter snake)
Lineage: Eukaryota; Metazoa; Chordata; Lepidosauria; Squamata; Natricidae
Gene: SOX21
Product: SRY-box transcription factor 21
Exons: 1
Coding region: 1087-1932 (281 amino acids)
Biological process (GO): regulation of DNA-templated transcription; cell differentiation; anatomical structure morphogenesis
Molecular function (GO): DNA-binding transcription factor activity, RNA polymerase II-specific; RNA polymerase II cis-regulatory region sequence-specific DNA binding
Source: RefSeq, a predicted model, not a curated record